Molecule: messenger RNA, 687 nt
Organism: Rhizophagus irregularis DAOM 181602=DAOM 197198
Lineage: Eukaryota; Fungi; Glomeromycota; Glomeromycetes; Glomerales; Glomeraceae
Source: RefSeq, a predicted model, not a curated record
UUUUUUUUUUUUCUUUUCUCUGACAAAAGAAUGUCAUAUUUUGAUUAUAAAGAACCUGAUUUCAACGCUUAUCGUAAAAAUGCAUUAUGUUCAUUACAACAAAUAGCUUCAGAAGCAAAUAUUUUACCAAAACAAAAAAAUCUCAUUAUUCAUCCAAAAAAGGAUAUAGUCAUUGAAUCAUGUUUUCCUCUUGUUGAACUUUCAUCAUCUCAACAAGAACAUCCAAAGUUUAAUUCUUCCGUAAAAUCUUCUCUUCUUCAACAAUCCGUAAUUCUUAAUUCAAUUAAAGGUGCUGAUUGGUCGAACGAGGAAGAUGGUUGGAUUUUCAUUAAAAAUGCAGAUGAUGAAAAAGAAACUGGUGUUAAACGCGAAGUUGAACCAGAUGAACUUCAAUCAUAUGAAAUUUUACGAAAAGGUGGAGAAUCCGUCAAAGGAUAUAAUGGAAACAUUCACCAACAUGACUCCAAGAGUUAUAAAGAAAACAGUCAAGUUUCAAAUAUCAAGCAUCAUUUGGAAGAUGAUGAUGUAUAUUUAUUUCUGUAAUUUUGAGUUCUGAUAUAAGUUUUUUAUCUCUUAAUUGAUAAAGCAUGUACAAGUAAAAUUAAUUGAUAAAUAAAAAAUAAAAUUAAAAUCGAAAGAUUUAUUAUUAUUAUUAUUAAAAUAUGAUGACUAAAAAAUGCAUUUUUU